Cutaneotrichosporon oleaginosum is the source of this 1650-nucleotide messenger RNA. RefSeq lists its product as uncharacterized. NCBI's taxonomy places the organism in Eukaryota, Fungi, Basidiomycota, Tremellomycetes, Trichosporonales, Trichosporonaceae. The record is from RefSeq and is a predicted model, not a curated record.
AUUCACCACUCUCCUCUCUCCGUCGGCCGCCAUGGGCCCCGACCUUCUCACCCUCCUCGAAUCUUCGCCUGACAAAGCCAUCGAUCACUACCUUCUCAAGACAGAACGCAGCCCACUCUCGCCAGACUCGCCGAUUCUCAAAGACCCCGCCGUCCGUCUGUUCACGGCCACUCUCAAUAACCUCGCCCUCAAGGACCGGCCUGACAACCCGCUUCAAUCGGUUCCCACAGCCUCUCACCGUCGCACCACGCACACCGCCGCCUACCCCCGCAUCCUCGGUGCACUUCUGGCCCGCAUUGACUGCCUCCGAGUGGGUGGAAACGAUAAGUCACACGUCGGUCGGCUACUCCAGCGCUUUCCUCGCAUUAGCAAGUCGUUCGGCGAUGCUGCCUCGCCUUUUGCCUCCAUGUACUCGAUUGACGGUCCAAAGCUUGUCGAAGCUUGUAAAAAUGAUGUGGACACGGCGCAGCCUGUCAUAGGAAUUGAGCAUCUCACAGACAUGGACCUGGCCUCAAACCCGCCCAAGAAUGACAAUCUCAAGCCCGUCGACAAUUUGGGUCCGAGUGACACUUCCGGCAAGACGCCACCUGCGGCUCAGCUCUCCAACGCCUCCAAUGUCCCCCCCGAUCAUCCCCAGCUACCCACUGUCGCACCCAAUGACACUGCUAUUAUUGACUCAAUCGUGGGCCCUCUGAAGCUCGCGAAGCGCCGGAUCUCCCUUUUGGGGAAUGCGACCAAUCCGGAGAAUAUCAAGAAGACACGUCUUGAAGCAACCCUUCCCAGAUCAGUGCAUGUCGACGUUAUGAAGUAUCAUUCCCCCUUCAAGAACGCUCGGGGGCUGCAGGAUUCGAGUUCAAAUCUGCCGGAGAAAGAGUGGCGCUGCGAUACUUGCGGCUUUAAAACAGCCGACUCGUCGCUUUCAUCGGAUCCUUCUGCCAAGAGCGCCUCCAUUGUCGAUGGACCGGUCAUCUGCUCUAACUGUGAGGAGCCACGCCGUGUGAGCGACGAUGCCUCUGCCCCGACCGAGGACCGGGCCUGUCCCGAGUGCCUAGACAUUCUGCCUGAGGGUAUCCCCGAACGCCACCGUCGCUACACCACUGAGCUUCUCAAGGCUCACCUGCGCGAAAUGCACGGUGACUACGCUCUCGCCAUUGCCUGGCGCGACCAGCAGAUGCAGAGAACACGGGAUGGUUCAACUGUAUGGACGUGUCCUUCGAGGCAUUGUCCUUGGAUCAAAUUCCAUUCCGCCAAAGAUUUUGAGGCUCAUAUCCUCGCCGAACACCGCUUCGCCAACGAUAGGGACAUUCCCAUCAAGUUCCUUUACGCGAUCGCGCGGAACGAGGCUGCCAGUGUUCACCAGACUCUGCUGGAGAAUAUUGAGAAGCGCAUGUACAUGGCCGAGGACAUCGCAAACGAAGAUCUUCUCCGGGAGGUUGGCGAGUUCGACAAGCUCGUUGCACAGCACUGGGUCAACAGCACCACCAACAAAGAUAACAAAGGCGAACAUGUGAACGAUGCUGUGAAUGCGGCGACACAGGCCGCCGGUGGAGAGGCGGAGUCGUGCACUCGACGUGCUUCCGCGAGCUUUGAACUCACUGCGGCGUGUACAUAUCAUGAGCGGGUAGCAUGAAGGAGUUAGAGUGUGAUGCA